GAUUGAGUGUUGCUUUUACUACAUGACUUAACGUUGCCAGACGUAUAAGGCAAGAACAUGGCUUCGACAAUAUUUUAUUUAACAGGCAUUCGGCACUUUAGGGAAUUUCAACAUAGAUAAAAAAUAUUUCUUUAUCUAUAUAAACUACUACGAAGAGAUAAUUUUACUCAAAGUUAUAUAAAUGUACGAAAACAUGUUGUGUAAAACCAAUAAGGCACCACAGUUUCAUGCAUUUCACCACUAAAGCCACGCUAUCUGACUGGAAAGUGCAACACUGCCAAUUGUCAUUUUUGUUAUGAUAGCUUGACACUGACCAGCCCAGCUGGUUUGUUUUCUUUUCCUGAAAAAUUUUCAUCCUUGAGCGUCGAUUUUUAUACAAAUACAGAAAUUGCAAAAAAAAGAUGCAAUUUACUUAAAAGAAGUGUGCAAAUUGUUAAUUGAUAUAAUGUAAAGGUUAUUUUGGGAGUAGAUUUUGUGUUUCUGUUGUGAAUACGUGAAGUUGGACACGAACGGGUGGCACGUUGCCAUUGCAGACUGCCUAAAAUAACAAUUGGACGGCAAUUUAUGAAUUUGUUCCACAAACGCAGACAAUAAAAAUUUUAACUAUCGAUUUUCUCCGAUACCUCGUGAAAAAUGCACCUCAACCACGCCACUGCAAUGGCUAACUACCAACACUACCCGCCACCGCAGAUUUCAACGCACGGUGGCACGCCCACUGUGCAGCAACAGACUAUAGCGACGGCUGGCACACCGUUUACUCUGCACCAGUUGACCGCUGUGCAAGCCAUACAACAUCCAACGCACCAGGCUAUGCUACACCCGCAACAUCCACUGGUGCACUUACUCGAUAUUUCUACGACAAAUACACCGAAUCCAACGCCAGUGCCUCCUACUAAAAUCGAGGUGCCGGAACCGGAGCCCAUUGAGGUAAAAGUGGACGAUCCCCGCAAAAAGAAGGAAUGCCACGUCUGCAAGAAUAAAUUUCGACAGUUAACUACUUUGCGCAAUCACAUGAAAAUCCAUACAGAUGAGCGGCCGUACAAAUGUAAACAUUGCGAUAGAGCUUUCCGUCAGAUUUCAACGCUCACCAAUCAUGUAAAGAUACAUACCGGCGAGAAACCAUUCACAUGCAAUAUUUGCGCAAAAGAUUUUCGCCAGCAGAGUACACUUAUCAACCACAUUAAAACCCACAAAGAAUCCAGUACCCCAACCUCAUUACUGAACUAUCAGCCUGGUACUAAAUUGAAUCAUCGCAAUUCCAAAUUGGCUCAAAAUCAAAUGGUAGACUAUCAAAAUCGAUCCAUUACAAAAACUCUUUAUACUGGCAGCUAUAGUUCACCUCAAGCCGAGGAGUUGGUUAAGCCGUAUCAGUGCAAUGUGUGCAAAAGACGAUUUCCGCAGCUGAGUACACUCCACAAUCAUGAGCGGACACACAUCGAUCCCAAGCCGUAUAAAUGUGAAACAUGCGACAAGUCUUUCAGUCAACUGGCCACUUUAACCAAUCACAAAAAGAUCCAUACUGGUGAUAAGCCAUACGCUUGUUCCUUCUGUUCCAUGCAAUUCCGACAGCAGAGUACUUUAACCAACCACAUGAAGACACACACCACAGCCGCCAGCAAUGCAAACGUAGUGCCAACUACCACCACCACAAUGGCAGCCCCACACGGAAUCAACCACAUGACCACUUCAACACUCGUUACACAAGGCGAACAUCCCCAACUUAAUAACAUGGUACAUCAACAAUUACAAGCUGAACAUCCAUUAUUGCACUUUCUCGAUAGUAACACAACUGUAAGCACCAUCGUUACGAAGGAGCCGUUCAAUCCGAAUACCAGUCGUCGUUUCAAAAACGAAGCCGAUAGCUUGAUGCUGGAGAGCCCGGAUCGCCCUUUCCCAUGCGCCAUUUGCCGAAAGGCUUUCUCACAACAGAGCACUUUAGCCAACCACAUUAAGACGCACACCGGCGAGAAACCAUAUAAGUGCAAAGUAUGCGAGUCGAACUUCCGACAAUUGUCCACCUUGAAUAAUCAUCUAAAAAUACAUACUGGCGAAAAGCCCUACAGCUGUUCCUAUUGCCCUAAACAAUUCCGGCAGAAAAGCACUCUUAUCAAUCAUGUCAGAAUUCACAAUUGUUAAAAAGGCCAUGCAAGUGAUUAUACAAUAAUAACUAUAAUGACGGCGGAGAAGCUAAAGCUAUAAGAGACGUAAACAAUUGAAAUAUUGGCCAACUAUCCCUAAAAGAGAUUAAAAUAUCCAAUAGCAAUAACCCAUAGAACAGAUAAACACAGGCAGACCACAGUAUCAAAACGUAAUAUGAUGAUAAGGAGUAAAACAAUGGAAAAAAAGAAAAUAACAUUGUGAAUUCGGUGUUUAAACUAACUAUAACCAGCUGCUAAACGUAAUGAGUUACUUACCUGCUGUGCAAUAUGUAUUGUCCAUGUAAAUUUAUUAUAUACUAACGAGCUACAUGAGUAAGUAAGAUUCAAAUGAGUACAAGUACUGAUUUGCUAUUUUUAUUGGUGCAAGAUACACCACACAGAGUCGCUUAAACAAUCUUCCAGGAUGUUUUAUGGAAUAUGAUUAAUCUACUCUUAAAAAUACGCAAACUAAUAUCACCGCCAUGCUCUUCUGGUCAUAUAUUUUUGAGUAGGAGAGAGUAAUGCGACCUAAGAUCAGUGUGCAGCUUGCAAAAUGUGCAGCAUAAAACAUUCCCUAAAAAAUUUGUUUGAUAAUAUUGUUAAAACGAUCAUUUUUGGCCCAAUGUACAUUCGCAUUUUUCCAUUAAUGUUAAACCGACUAUAGUGGCAGCGUUGAUCUGUUAUUUGAUUAUAUAAAUUUGUAUAUAAUUUCAUUAUGAGUAGCCAAAGGCUAACAAUUUGUUCAACCAACAAACAAAACUCUAUUGCAACUGUUUUUUUUUUUUAGACUACAGGGUCCGGCACUCGAAGUGUAACCCAUUAAAAAGGCCAUACAUUUAUUUUUUCUCAAGGCGCGUACACCCUUUUCGGGUGUUUGGCCGAGCUCCUCCUCCUAUUUGUGGUGCGCGUCUUAAUGUUGUUCUACAAAUGGAGGGACCUACAGUUUCAAGGCGACUUCGAACGGCAGAUAUUUUUAUGAGGAGCUUUUUCAUCGCAGAAAUACACUAGGAGGUUUUCCAUUGCCUGCCGAGGGGCGACCGCUAUUAGAAAAGUGUUUUUCUUUAUUUUGGUGUUUCACCAGCAUUCGAACCUACGUUCUCUCUGUGAAUUCAUUCCGAAUGGUAGUCACGCACCAACCCAUUCGGCUACGGCGGCCGCCAUAAAUUUAGUUUGGACAAAUACUUUUAUUCAAUUCAAGGUUAAAAAUUGUGUAAAAAUAAUACAAAUCUAAGAUUCAAUUUACUUUUGCUCGAUAUGACCACCUUUUGCCUUGACUAUGACCUUGAGACGGUCAUCAAACGAAUCGCAAGCCGCCCGAAUGUGACUUGCAGAUAUUUUGGCCCACUCGCGGACAAUGGCUUUUUUCAGCGCCUUGAGACUGGUGAAUCUUUGAAAAUAUGAAAAAUUUUCUCAUUAAAAAACACAAUGUUCGGGAAUUGAUCACUUUCGGCCAAGCGAAGCAACUUCUUCGCUCUCUCAAGGUGUUGUUGCUGUAGCAGCAUAAAUAUUCUUCAUACUUACAUAUGGGGAAUGCUGCUGGAGUGACAGUCCUUGGUUGGAUAUAAAUCCGGGUCGUUUCGGUAACGUAGAACCCACUGUCUCUCAAGUCUGACUUGUUGCUGCUUUGGUGCGAGAUCAAGCGCUUUUUGGAUCUUGUAAGGCUUGACUUUUAGAUGCGGCGGAUGCUACGGUCAGAUAUUUUCAGUUCGCCAUUUGGUGGCACUUCGUCGGGAAUUUCGCUCAAGUCGCUUCUUCACUUUUUGAACCAUUUCACGUGACGUUGCACUCUUUUAAUGACCAUUUCCACGAAGUUUCGCGAUGCUACCAGUAUCAUUGUAACUAGUAAUGAUGCGAUAAGCAAAAAAUUUAUUUACUUUAAGGUGUUCGAGCUCACGAACAAUCGCUGGUUGUGAUUUUCCAGCCAAAUAUAAUGCAAUCACACUAUUACGUUUGAAAUCCAUUACUGAUUUCCUUUUAUCGCGACAAUCCUGUCAUUUAGCUAACUAACAGACAGCUGAUGCCCGUGCAUCAUCUACGCGUGCGAUCUGACGUUGGAUACACUUCGAGUGCCGGACCCUGUAUGAUGCUGAUAAUUUGCUGCAGUCGUUCCUCGGCAGGCAUAGGCAAACCUCUGAGUGUAUUUCCGCCAGAGAAAAAAACCAUAAAAACUCAAAACUGUAGGUUUAUCCAUUUAUGGGGCAACAGCAAAACACCUCCACAAAUUGGAGGCGCACCCAAAAGGGUUUUAGCGCAAUUCAUAGACGGCGAUAUUUGAAAAAGUUAGGAAAAGUAUCGAAAUUUUCAUGUAUUUCAUAAUUGUUGAGGUAUAGGUUAUCACCCUGUAUACAAAUUUUCUUUACAACUUUGUUGUUGCUUUCAUAUGCAAAUUUUUUUUGAAGUUAGCCGAGCAAAGAAGUGGUGAAUAGAAGAGGCCUUAUAUAUAUAUAAUUGGCGCGUACACCCUUUUUGGGUGUUUGACCGAGCUACUCCUAUUUGUGGUGUGCGUCUUGUGAUGGUGUUCCACAAAUGGAGGGACCUACAGUUUCAAACCAACUCCGAACGGCAGAUAUUUUUAUGAGGAGCUUUUUCAUGGCAGAAAUACACUCGGAGGUUUGCCAUUGCCUGCCGAGCGGCGACCGCUAUUAGAAAAAUGUUUUUCUUAAUUUUGGUGUUUUCGGCUACAGCGGCCUUACAAGACAUUAAUUCAUUCAUUCAAUUCACAAAAACAAAAUUUACAUGCAUUUUGUUUAUCCAAUUUGUUGGUUUGAAUGUAAAAAUUGCAAUCAGUGUAAGCAACUAACAAAAUAUAGAUCACUUUGUCAAUCAAACCCCCGAAUCACAAGAAAAAAAACUGCCACUCAACCGCACAGUUUGUAUGCAUUCGCCUUGGCAAGUUGCCUUUUGCGUACAUCCACAAAUAUGGGUGUAUUUCUGAAGCAGAUGUGGCUCUAACUUUUCUACUCUUGUUUCUUAACUUAAUAUGCCAGUAGUCGCUGUUCAGAAUAAAAUAAAAACGUGUACCUUUUUUUAAGUUGCCUUGAAUAAAGCGAUGCGUUUACAGCGAUUUGGACGACGCUGUAGUAAGCUGCUACAACAACAACGCUAAAAAAUCCCACGACAGUGGCGGUCUACCGGUAUACCCGAAAUAAUAUGCCGUGAAGAGUCACUACUUCUCUGAGUUAAUGGGAAUGGUUUAUGAUCUUACCACUACAACAGCAACAACGAUGUCACCAUGCAAGUCAUGCCUGACGGCUAUUCGUACUGGGCAAUAAUUUGUUUUAUAAUUUUACUUACUCAUGCAUGGCUCUAUUAUAUAUACAUACACAUACAGGGUGUUUUCUUUUAUUUCAAAAUGUUCGCUUCUUAUUAGUGCGGAUGUUUUUGAGUAAAAAAAAAAGAAAAAAUUAAUUGAAAAUGAACAAGCAAAAAAUAUUUAACAUGCAUAAUUGUACUAUUACGUAUAAAACCAAUUAUAAUGUGCGUAGAACAAAACGUUUAAUAAAAUUCAUGUAGAAUAAACCGA
Messenger RNA from Anastrepha ludens (Mexican fruit fly), 5661 nucleotides. Its product is annotated as zinc finger protein 501. Gene Ontology annotation, molecular function: RNA polymerase II transcription regulatory region sequence-specific DNA binding; DNA-binding transcription factor activity, RNA polymerase II-specific. Lineage: Eukaryota; Metazoa; Arthropoda; Insecta; Diptera; Tephritidae. Gene Ontology annotation, biological process: regulation of transcription by RNA polymerase II. The record is from RefSeq and is a predicted model, not a curated record. The transcript has 4 exons. Gene Ontology annotation, cellular component: nucleus. Bases 634 to 2136 code for a protein of 500 amino acids.